UUUUAAUGAGUAAGUUUUUGGGGUUUUGUUUUUAUUUAUUUAUUUAUUCCAUAUAUGUGGGUACACUGUCACUGUCUUUUGAUAGACCAGAGAUUCCAUUACAGAUGGUUGUGAACCACCAUGUGGUUGCUGGGAAUUGAACUCAAGUCCUUAGCAAGAGUAGUCAGUGCUCCUAACCACUGAGCCAUCUCUCCAGCCCGAGAAUGGUAAUUCUAAAUAGGACGCUUGAGUAGAGUGCACGCACCACUGGGCAACUUGUCCAGCAAACACCUGUCUUCAACAGAGAGCCGUAAUACUGGGGUCGUUUGUACUAACGUCUAGUCAGACAUAACCGUGAGUGCUGAAGCCCAGAGUUCUGUACCUUGAUGUGAUAGUGUUGCGACCACGAGACAUGGAUGCUGGUGCCAGAAGGCAUAUCAGUCAGGCAGGAACUGAAAAGCACAUUUUCUUAGAUGCGAUUACUUACUUAGUUACUGUGGAAUCCGAAGAACUCUACCUACCAGCUAUCAGUUCCUGCUGGGUUGCUUUAUAACCCUACCCCUAUUUCCAGAAACUUGGGAGGCUUCUCCUAAGCUCUCUUGCAGGAGUCUAAGGUGAGCAAUCCAGAUAUUUCACAGUUGACCUCAUCUUUGCCUGCUCUGACCCCAAAGUAGAAAAGCCCGGGGCACCUUCCCAGGACUGCAUGGGACCAAGUCUCAACGUUUAAUUUCUACCCCUUUUUUCUUGACAUUUAUUUAGUUUGUGUUUCCUUGAGUGUACAUGGUCAGAAGACAAAGUUCGAAGUUGGUUUUUGCCUUCCAUCAUGUGGGUCUCCCACAUCGAACUCAGGUCGUCAAGGGCCAGCUAGCUGGGUCGUCUUACCUGUUCUCAGGUUUUGUUUGUUUGUUUGUUUUUGUCUUGUUUUGUUUUUGUUUUUGGAGCAGGGGGUGACUCGCUGCAAAGAAACCAUUUACACCUAAAUCUAAGGUUAGCCCCGGUACAACUUGAAGCCGACAGCUAUCUUUUCUGUACCGUUUUCUUCUGAUUCCUCUUCUUUCCUUUUUCUUUUCCGUUGUUCUGUUUUUAGGACCUCGCUCUAUAAUCAUAUUGGCCUGGAAAUAACUCAGGUUACCCUCGAACUUGCUGCGAUCCUCCUGCCUCCGCCAUCCAUGAGACCGCAGACGUGAGCGAACAGGUCGGGUUUCCCCUUUAUCUCCUGCCGGCGCCUAUUUCUGCGCGUACACCAACAUCCCAGAAUAAUAUCCUUUGAAAUGUCUGUUUUUGUGGGGAGGAAGGAACUCCGAUAGUUUGGGAAAUUCGUCCUUCCAAACAGAGCUCUAUCGGUCCCCCAGCGAGCCCGGAAAGGCUUCCGGGCAGGUUAAAUUGGGCGGGACUUCCGGUCCGGCCCGAGCAGGCGCGGAAUACUUCUUCCGCUCUCUUCCACGGGCUUCUGGAGCGCCGUAGCCAUGUCUUAUCCGGCUGAUGACUACGAGUCUGAGACUGCUUAUGAUCCCUAUGCCUACCCGGGCGACUAUGAUAUGCAUACAGGAGAUCCGAAGCAGGACCUUGCCUAUGAGCGACAGUAUGAACAGCAGACUUACCAGGUGAUUCCUGAAGUGAUCAAAAACUUCAUUCAGUACUUCCACAAGACUGUCUCGGAUUUGAUUGACCAGAAAGUGUAUGAGCUUCAGGCCAGUCGCGUCUCCAGUGAUGUCAUUGACCAGAAGGUGUAUGAGAUCCAGGACAUUUAUGAGAACAGCUGGACCAAGCUAACUGAGAGAUUCUUCAAGAAUACACCGUGGCCUGAGGCAGAAGCAAUUGCACCCCAAGUUGGCAACGAUGCUGUCUUCCUAAUUUUGUACAAAGAAUUGUACUACAGACAUAUCUACGCCAAAGUCAGUGGGGGACCCUCCUUGGAACAGAGGUUCGAAUCCUAUUAUAACUACUGCAAUCUCUUCAACUACAUCCUCAACGCUGAUGGACCUGCUCCCCUUGAACUCCCCAACCAGUGGCUCUGGGACAUCAUCGAUGAGUUCAUCUACCAGUUCCAGUCAUUCAGUCAGUAUCGCUGCAAGACGGCCAAGAAGUCAGAGGAAGAGAUCGACUUCCUGAGAUCCAACCCUAAGAUCUGGAACGUGCACAGCGUCCUCAACGUGCUGCAUUCUCUGGUGGACAAAUCCAACAUCAACCGGCAGCUGGAGGUGUACACCAGUGGAGGUGACCCCGAAAGUGUGGCUGGGGAAUAUGGACGACACUCCCUCUACAAGAUGCUUGGCUACUUCAGCCUGGUGGGGCUUCUGCGCCUACAUUCUCUACUGGGGGAUUACUACCAGGCUAUCAAGGUGCUGGAGAAUAUUGAGCUAAACAAGAAAAGCAUGUAUUCCCGUGUGCCUGAGUGCCAGGUCACCACCUACUAUUAUGUUGGUUUUGCAUAUUUAAUGAUGCGUCGAUACCAGGAUGCUAUCCGCGUCUUUGCCAACAUCCUCCUGUACAUCCAGAGGACCAAGAGUAUGUUCCAGAGGACCACAUACAAGUAUGAAAUGAUUAACAAGCAGAAUGAGCAGAUGCAUGCUCUGUUGGCCAUUGCUCUCACCAUGUACCCCAUGAGGAUUGAUGAGAGCAUACACCUCCAGCUGCGGGAGAAAUAUGGCGACAAGAUGCUGCGCAUGCAGAAGGGCGACCCCCAGGUCUAUGAGGAACUUUUCAGCUAUGCCUGCCCCAAGUUCCUGUCGCCUGUGGUGCCUAACUACGACAACGUGCAUCCUAACUACCACAAAGAGCCCUUCCUGCAGCAGCUGAAGGUGUUUUCUGAUGAAGUGCAGCAGCAGGCCCAGCUCUCCACCAUCCGCAGCUUCCUCAAGCUCUACACCACCAUGCCUGUGGCCAAGCUGGCUGGCUUCCUGGACCUCACAGAGCAGGAGUUCCGCAUCCAACUGCUUGUCUUCAAGCACAAGAUGAAGAACCUGGUGUGGACCAGUGGCAUUUCUGCCCUAGAUGGCGAAUUCCAGUCGGCCUCGGAGGUGGACUUCUACAUUGAUAAGGACAUGAUCCACAUCGCAGACACCAAAGUUGCCCGACGCUAUGGGGAUUUCUUCAUCCGGCAGAUCCACAAGUUUGAAGAGCUUAAUCGAACCCUGAAGAAGAUGGGACAGAGGCCCUGAAGAUGCUCAUACACAAGUCAAGAACCUAUUUUGAUAUUAUAGAUGGGAAGUAUUCUUGUCACCAAGAAGCCUUACCUAAGUCAGCCAGCAGCUGAAUUGAAACUUGUUCAAAUCAAGGACUGGAUGUUUUAAGACGCUCUCAGUAAAGGGUCUCUGUCGGA
Rattus norvegicus (Norway rat) is the source of this 3301-nucleotide messenger RNA. NCBI's taxonomy places the organism in Eukaryota, Metazoa, Chordata, Mammalia, Rodentia, Muridae. The record is from RefSeq and is a predicted model, not a curated record.